AUGACCACCGUAGAUGUGGCUGGAGACGGCGUGGCUUUGCUCUACUGCGCUAUCGUCUUGUUAGUACUCUCCUGGAUUUGCUUCAGCAUGCGUGUUGGCGUCCGCAUCUGGAGGAAGGCUUGGGGCAUGGAUGAUUAUCUGAUGCUUCUUGGAAUUAUUCUCUUCUCCGUUACAGCUGCGCUGUGUAUCGUUUGCUGCUACUAUGGAUCCGGUCAGCUUGCAAAGGACCUACCCCAGCUAACAAUCAUGAAAGGAGUCAAGCUGUUCUACAUUGCAGAAUACUUCUAUGCAGUCGGCGCCAUGUUCAUCAAGAUCAGUGUUGCAGUGGCGCUCCUCCGUAUCGCUGCCAACCGCAAGGCAUUCCGAUGGGGUCUUUGGGCUCUCAUUGGAGCCACUGUUGUUGCUGCAGCUGUCUUCUGCAUCGGCAUCGCCAACAUCUGCCACCCGAUCAACACCCUGUGGGGCGAGUCCAAGGGCACUUGCAACUUACAGCUCAAUACCAAUGUUAGUCUCUUCUACUCCGCCAUCGAAAUUGCGGCAGACUUUAGUCUAUCGCUUCUGCCUGCUGUUCUACUUUGGAACGUCCAGAUGAAGACGCGCGUCAAGAGCUCCGUCGCCGUUAUGCUGGGCCUCGCUUCCUUUGCCUCCUGUGCCACCAUUGUCCGCCUCAAAUACCUCACACUCUACAGCGACCCAGGCGAAUUCAUGUUUGGCACCGGCAAGAUCGGUUUCUGGUCACUGACCGAGGAAGGCAUUGGCAUCAUCGCCGGCUCCCUCCCCGCCCUGCGUCCCCUCCUCUCCCUCCGCAUACGCGUCACUGUAGGCUCCAAGGAAGGUCAAUCGGCAGAGAGACAAUACCCAUCCAUCAGUGCCAAUAGGCAGCCGUCAGGCCGCCCACGCGGCAUACCCAUGGACACCUUCCAGACGCUUGGCGAUCACGACGACGUAGAGGGCAGCGAUGGCGACAGCCAAAAGAACAUUAUGAAGGAAACAAAGUACGUUGUGACCUCGACUCCCGCUCUGGGACAAAACGUGAAGGAGUCAAGCUUCGUUUGA
Messenger RNA from Pyrenophora tritici-repentis Pt-1C-BFP, 1056 nucleotides. RefSeq lists its product as uncharacterized. The record is from RefSeq and is a predicted model, not a curated record. Lineage: Eukaryota; Fungi; Ascomycota; Dothideomycetes; Pleosporales; Pleosporaceae.